UUCUCUUCUCUUCGUCCUGCUGCUGUCUUUCUCUUCUUUCUUCCUCUCAUUCUCAUCUGUCUUUCUCUCCCCACUCCACUCCUCCUACUUCGACAGCUGAUGCUGGCUGUUGCUGUUUGAAUGAGCCCUCUCUGUCCUUGAAUGCCACACAGUCUGCUUCCUACUGUCUAAGAGAGCUUCGUUCAUAAUGAUCUCGACCAGACUCGCGCGCGCGGGUGGUCUGGCCCCGAGGUCCCGGCUUUUGCUCCGGACCCGUGGUAUGGCCACCGUUAGCGAUCCCCUCGACAAGAAGGUCGAGAUGACCAACUGGGAAACUGGCAACUACAUCAACUACAAGAAGAUGUCCGAGAACUUGGAAAUUGUCCGCCGCCGUCUGAACCGCCCUCUGACAUACGCGGAGAAGAUCCUGUACUCUCACCUUGAUGACCCUCAUGGCCAAGACAUCGAGCGCGGCAAGUCUUACCUCAAGCUGCGCCCUGAUCGUGUUGCUUGCCAGGAUGCUACUGCUCAGAUGGCCAUCCUGCAAUUCAUGUCCGCUGGCAUGCCCUCCGUUCAGACUCCGGCCACCGUCCACUGUGACCACCUGAUUGAAGCUCAGAUUGGAGGCGAAAAGGAUCUUGAACGUGCCAACAAGAUCAACAAGGAGGUCUACGACUUCCUUGCUUCUGCGACUGCAAAGUAUAACAUUGGUUUCUGGAAGCCUGGUUCCGGUAUCAUCCACCAGAUUCUCCUAGAGAACUAUGCUUUCCCUGGUGGUCUGAUGAUCGGUACUGAUUCCCACACCCCCAACGGCGGUGGUCUCGGUAUGGCUGCUAUCGGUGUUGGUGGUGCUGAUGCUGUUGAUGUCAUGGCCGGUCUUCCUUGGGAGUUGAAGGCACCCAAGGUCAUUGGUGUCAGGCUGACCGGCAAGCUAUCCGGAUGGACUGCGCCCAAGGAUAUCAUCCUGAAGGUUGCUGGUCUCCUCACUGUCAAGGGUGGUACUGGUGCCAUUGUUGAGUACCAUGGACCUGGUGUUGACUCACUUUCUUGCACUGGUAUGGGUACCAUUUGCAACAUGGGUGCUGAAAUCGGUGCCACCACUUCUCUCUUCCCCUUCAACGACCGCAUGUACGACUAUCUGAAGGCCACCAAGCGCCAGCACAUUGGUGACUUUGCCCGCUCAUAUGCCAAGGAUCUGCGUGAGGACGAGGGUGCCGAGUACGAUCAACUCAUCGAGCUUAACCUGGAUGAGCUUGAGCCCCAUAUCAACGGUCCCUUCACCCCUGAUCUUGCCACCCCCAUCUCCAAACUCAAGGAGGCUGUUGACGCCAACAAGUGGCCUGAGGAGGUCAAGGUCGGCUUGAUCGGCUCUUGCACCAACUCUUCCUACGAGGACAUGUCCCGUGCUGCGUCCAUCGCUCAGGAUGCUCUUGACCACGGCAUCAAGGCCAAGUCUCUCUUCACCAUCACCCCUGGCUCUGAACAGAUCCGUGCCACCACCGAGCGCGAUGGUCAGCUGAAGACCCUCGAAGAGUUCGGAGGUGUGAUCCUUGCAAAUGCUUGUGGUCCUUGCAUUGGUCAGUGGGACCGUCAUGAUGUAAAGAAGGGCGAGCCCAACACCAUCGUCUCCUCCUACAACCGUAACUUCACUGGCCGUAACGAUGCCAACCCCGCCACCCACGCCUUCGUCACCUCUCCCGACCUCGUCGUUGCUCUCUCCAUUGCCGGUACCUUGAAGUUCAACCCUCUCACCGACAAGCUUAAGGACAAGGACGGCAAUGAGUUCCUCCUCAAGCCUCCUACCGGUGACGGCCUUCCUGCUAAGGGCUACGAUGCUGGCCGUGACACAUACCAGGCUCCUCCCAAGGAGCGUGCUAGCAUCAACGUUGCCGUCUCUCCCACUAGCGACCGUCUCCAGCUUCUGGCAGGAUUUGCCCCCUGGGAUGGAAAGGAUGCUGUUGGCAUCCCUAUUCUUAUCAAGUGCCAGGGCAAGACCACCACUGAUCACAUCUCCAUGGCUGGCCCAUGGCUGAAGUACCGUGGACAUCUUGACAACAUCUCCAACAACAUGCUUAUUGGUGCUAUUAACGCUGAGAACGGUGAAGCCAACAAGGUCAAGAACGCCUUCACUGGCAAGUAUGAUGCUGUUCCUGCUACUGCUCGUGACUACAAGGCCCGCGGCAUCAAGUGGGUUGUCAUUGGUGACUGGAACUACGGUGAGGGUAGCUCUCGUGAGCACGCUGCCCUCGAACCCAGACACCUUGGUGGUCUUGCCAUCAUCACCCGCAGCUUUGCUCGUAUCCACGAGACCAACCUGAAGAAGCAGGGUAUGCUUCCUCUGACCUUCGCUGACCCCGCCGACUACGACAAGAUCAAGCCUGAUGACAAGGUUGACCUCCUCUGCACCGAGCUUGCUGUCGGCAAGCCCAUUACCCUCCGUGUCCACCCUAAGGAUGGCAAGCCCUUCGACAUCAAGCUUGUCCACACCUUCAACGAGUCCCAGAUUGAGUGGUUCAAGGAUGGAUCUGCCCUGAACACCAUGGCUCGCCACUCUGCUAACAAGCACUAAACGUAAUUACGAAGGUUGUGACUUUUGAAUCAGGUGGAGUCGCUUGGGAGUGUAACAUUAGGAUAUGGAAGAGAGGUGGUGAAAUUUGUGGGGUUUCUGAAAGACUAACGAUUCUUUUUCCUUUUCUCUGGCCCUAUAUUUCCCUACUGAGUUUGGAUCGGCAUCAUGGAUAUAGUGUUUUCGUCUAUCUUCAGUUGGUACAGGUUAAACUUGCAUCUAUAUUUUUCGUUAUUAGAUUCUGGUUCUGUUCUUUGCCUCUUGUCGCCAUAUAAAACCAAAAUUCUGCCGUACAUUGAUCUUGCGAAUCACCAUCCUCGGACAUUGUCUGCAACAGUAGACGAAGCUGCCAUCUCCGACCAUGCGAGAUUUGAUGUAGAUAGAUAGUAUGCACCUUACACUUUGUUGAAGCAGUCCUAGAUGAAGAAGCACACCGUCAGGGAAGAGGA
Molecule: messenger RNA, 2994 nt
Organism: Monascus purpureus
Lineage: Eukaryota; Fungi; Ascomycota; Eurotiomycetes; Eurotiales; Aspergillaceae
Source: the annotation of a GenBank genome assembly